AUGGGAUUCAUUGCCAUGGCGCAGCGAGAGGAGCUCGCGCUGGCACGAAUCAUCAGGGAGCGGGGGAGGGCCAGGGAAUGGGAGGCAUGUGUGGAAGCUUUGGCCACGAUGCUGGUGCUGCGGAGUGUUCCGAGCAUCUACAACUUCACAGCAGCUAUUACAGCAAGUCUUGGUGCCUGGAUGGUGGCCGCUCAGGUCUUUUCCGAGAUGUUGUCACAAGAUAUCUUACCUGAUACCGUCAGCUGCAAUGCGCUCAUGAACAUAGCUGAAAGAAACAGGCAGUGGCAGACUGUGCUGCAGCUGCUGGCCUACAUGGUGGCCAAAGCCGCUAAGCCCAAUGAGAUCAGCUUCACUUCCGGCAUUAGUGCAAGUGACAGAAGCGGGCAUUGGCAGUUGGCGAUGGGGCUCCUGUCUCACCUGCCUCGACAACGAGUCUCUCUCAGUGAGAUGAGUGGUACUGCAGCCAUCAGCUCUUGUGAACGGGUUCAGCGAUGGGAGGCAUCAAUUCAUCUGCUUGCUACCAUUCCAACUGCUGAUGAGAUCAGCUUUAACAUCGGCAUUGCUGCCUGUCGAGACAGCCUGCAAUGGGCUGCAGCACUUCAGCUGCUCGCCGGCAUGCCCGGGGCAGAUGCCCGGGCGGACUUGGUGACGUUCAACGCACUUGUGAACCAGUGCGGCGAAGGCCUACGAUGGCAACGGUCGCUUCGACUCGUUUCCCAAAUCCCCGAGGCAGGGCUGGAGAGGGACAUCAUCAGCUGCAACGCCGCUAUCGCCUGCUGUGGGCUGGUUAGCCAGUGGGCCCGGACUUUUGAGCUUCUCUGGCAGAUUGCAUCUGCGAGGUUGGAACCGGACCAGGUCACCGGCAGCUCUGUCAUCACAGCGUGUGGGAAGGGUCUUCAGUUGCAACAGGCGCUCCGCUGUCUUCUAGACGUAAUGCCUGGCAUCUCCUUGCGUCCGAAUGAAGUGAGCUUCAACGCUGCCAUCGGCGCCUGUGAACCCUUGGGAUACUGGGAAGAGGCCGUAUAUCUGCUGUUGCAGAUGCGUUUACCCGACAGCAUCGGCGCCAAUGCUGCGAUCAGUGCCUGUGCGACAGGCUACCAGUGGCAGCUCGCACUUCAGCUCUUCCACUCGCUGCCUCCCAGAGAUGUCGCUCCCGACUGUAUCAGCUUCAAUGCUGCAAUCACUGCGUGCGAGAAGGUUGGCAUGUGGCUCUCGGCUCUGUGGCUCCUCACUGCCAUGCCGGAAUCACGAGUCUUUCCGGAUGAGAUCAGCUACAGUUCCGUCAUCAGUGCAUGCGAGAGAGGUCUUCAGUGGCAAGUGGGCCUUUGUCUCCUGUCUGACAUGGCUGAUGCGAGGAUCCACCACAACGAGAUCACGUUAAAUGCCAUGAUCAGCGCAUUCGAGCAAGCUGGUCUAUGGCAGAGGGCCUUCCACAUGUUGCUCCGAAUUGAACGCUUGGCGCUGACAUCGACAAAGAGGAUACGGACAACAUCAGCCGGCAUUUGA
This is a messenger RNA of Symbiodinium sp. CCMP2456, 1506 nucleotides long. Lineage: Eukaryota; Dinophyceae; Suessiales; Symbiodiniaceae. The record is from the annotation of a GenBank genome assembly.